Aspergillus homomorphus CBS 101889 is the source of this 2172-nucleotide messenger RNA. It is a transcript of the gene hscA, whose product is annotated as putative Hsp70 chaperone (HscA). NCBI's taxonomy places the organism in Eukaryota, Fungi, Ascomycota, Eurotiomycetes, Eurotiales, Aspergillaceae. The coding region runs from base 106 to 1950 and encodes 614 amino acids. The record is from RefSeq and is a predicted model, not a curated record. The transcript has 7 exons. Gene Ontology annotation, cellular component: nucleus; cytosol; cytoplasm. Gene Ontology annotation, molecular function: ATP hydrolysis activity; ATP binding; ATP-dependent protein folding chaperone. Gene Ontology annotation, biological process: vesicle-mediated transport; protein refolding; cellular response to unfolded protein.
CAACACUUGGGGCGUUUUUAUAAGAUCUUCUCCCUCCGACACUCUCUCACAAAAUUUUCACCUAGACUCCUCCCACCUUAAUACCAGAAUUCCACAUCUUUCAUUAUGGCUGACGAGGUUUACGAAGGUGCCAUUGGCAUCGAUCUUGGCACAACCUACUCCUGUGUUGCCAACUAUGAAGGCACCAAUGUUGAGAUCAUCGCCAACGAGCAGGGUAGCUACACAACUCCCUCCUUCGUUUCCUUCACCGACAAGGAGCGUUUGAUUGGUGAGGCCGCCAAGAACCAGGCUGCUAUGAACCCCGAGAACACUAUCUUCGAUAUCAAGCGUCUCAUUGGUCGCCGGUCUGAAGAUCCCAUUGUCAAGAAGGAUAUCGAGUCGUGGCCUUUCAAGGUUGUCGAUCAGGGUGGUAACCCUGCCGUCGAAGUCGAAUACCUCGGAGAGAGAAAGACUUUCACCCCUCAGGAGAUCUCCUCUAUGGUUCUGAUGAAGAUGAAGGAAGUCGCAGAGACCAAGCUCGGGAAGAAGGUUGAGAAGGCUGUUAUCACUGUGCCUGCCUACUUCAACGACAAUCAGCGUCAGGCCACCAAGGAUGCCGGUGCUAUCGCUGGUCUUAACGUGCUCCGUAUCAUCAACGAGCCUACUGCCGCUGCUAUUGCUUACGGUCUCGGUUCUGGAAAGUCUGAGAAGGAGCGUAAUGUUCUGAUCUACGAUUUGGGUGGUGGUACUUUUGAUGUCUCUCUCCUCAACAUCCAAGGAGGCGUCUUCACUGUCAAGGCUACCGCCGGAGAUACUCACCUUGGUGGACAGGAUUUCGAUACCAACCUCUUGGAUUUCUUCAAGAAGGAAUUCCAGCGCAAGACCGGAAAGGACCUUUCUGGGGACCCCAGGGCACUCCGCCGCCUCAGAACGGCCUGUGAGCGUGCCAAGCGGACUCUGUCAAAUGCUACCCAGACAACGGUCGAGAUUGACUCUUUGUUCGAUGGAGAGGACUUCAACUCUUCCAUCACUCGUGCCCGUUUCGAGGACCUCAACGCUAAGUCCUUCUCCGGCACUCUUGAGCCUGUUCAACAGGUUCUCAAGGAUUCUGGUCUUGAGAAGAGCCAAGUUGACGAGAUCGUGCUUGUUGGUGGUUCCACUCGUAUUCCUCGCAUCCAGAAACUCCUCAGCGAUUUCUUCGAUGGCAAGAAGCUCGAAAAGAGCAUCAACCCUGACGAGGCCGUUGCCUACGGUGCUGCUGUCCAAGCUGGUAUUCUGUCCGGAAAGGCCACCUCUGCCGAGACUCAGGACCUUCUGCUGCUAGAUGUUGUUCCCUUGUCCCUUGGUGUCGCCAUGGAGGGCAACAUCUUCGCUCCCGUUGUUGCCCGUGGUCAAACUGUUCCCACCAUCAAGAAGCGCACUUUCACCACUGUAGUCGACAACCAAACGACUGUCCAGUUCCCUGUUUACCAGGGCGAGCGUACCAACUGUGCUGACAACACCUCCUUGGGCGAGUUCACAUUGGCCCCCAUCCCCCCAAUGAGAGCUGGUGAAGCUGCCCUCGAGGUUGUCUUCGAAGUUGAUGUCAACGGUAUCCUGAAGGUCACUGCUACCGAGAAGUCGUCUGGCCGUACCGCCAACAUCACCAUCUCCAAUGCUGUUGGCAAGCUAUCCACCACCGAGAUCGAGCAGAUGAUUGAUGACGCCGCCAAGUUCAAGUCCAGCGAUGAGGCUUUCACCAAGAAGUUUGAAUCUCGUCAACAGCUUGAGUCCUACAUCUCUCGUGUUGAGGAGAUCGUUUCUGACCCCACCAUGUCUCUCAAGCUUAAGCGUGGCAACAAGGAGAAGAUCGAGUCCGCUCUCAGCGACGCCAUGGCACAGCUUGAGAUCGAGGAUUCCACUCCCGAGGACCUCAAGAAGAAGGAGCUCGCUCUCAAGAGACUCAUCACCAAGGCCAUGGCUACCCGUUAAUUAUUCUGAGCCUUGUUUUGCUAUUAUAAUUGUAUGUCUUGAGACCAGGGAGCUUGCCUUCCGUGUUACCCUCCCACCUUUCUUGCUGUUUUUCGUGAAGAAGCAUCUUGCUACACAUGAGAUCAAAGACCAUUAUGUUACCUACGGACCCUUUCUGGAUUUGAAAGUGUUUAUUUAUGAUUUGGGAGACAAAUAUGAAAAGUAUUUUUUUUUCCGUGUUAA